This is a messenger RNA of Seminavis robusta, 596 nucleotides long. The record is from the annotation of a GenBank genome assembly. NCBI's taxonomy places the organism in Eukaryota, Bacillariophyta, Bacillariophyceae, Naviculales, Naviculaceae.
CCAAAGGGGGGUCCAGAGUCGUAGGUGGAUUGUCUACGGAGGCCAGCAAUCCUUCACUCGGCUUGCUACUCUCUCAGUUGCCAUAAAAGAAGAGGUUUCGUGAACAUGGACCAAUCGCCCAAUACCAACGCCACCAAUGGCAAUGAAACGGACAACGCAAGGACAGCAGCCUCUGCAAGGCAAGCAGCAGACUCCCAAGUAACCAUUCUGAGUGCAGUGAAGAUUGCUUACACCAUGCAACAUGCCAACCGCCCUGCAGAUGCCCCCAACAGGAACCGCCCCAUUGCUGCCAACAAUGACGGGGCUGAGAGGAUGGCAAGGUUGCAUGACAUCAUUUCCAUGGCCAUUGAUAUUGUGGAAGACGACUUUGACAGUUAAAAAUGAUAAGACAACAAUGUCUGUUAUUUGCUGUGCAAGAUUAGGCACUCAAAGAGGCGCUAAUGAAGGAUGGUGUGGCUGAGGGCCCCCGGCCCAACUGGGCUCCUUUUCUUCAAAGAUGAGGAUGGCCAGCUGGAUUGAAAGCUCGACAGUGUGAAGUCACUGGAUCAAAUUAGAGAAACGUAAACAUACAAUUACAUAUAAAGUAGUAGGCAAAC